AUGUUUUGUUUUAUUGCAUUUUUGGUGUUUUUCAUUUUUGUGAAUGACUGUACGGGGUUGACGCCGCAAUGCAGGAACGAGAAGGGGGAGCCAGUUGAUUGGUUUUAUGUAUAUAAACUGCCAAGAGAAAAGAAUCACCUAAACCCUUUAGUGCGGAAAGGGGUGGCGUAUAUGCAUUUAACACCACCAAAACUUAGGGGGGGAUGGAUCAUGUCUGAUCUUGCUAUUAGCGACCCUCGAUCUAUGGUGGGGAAAACUUUAUCGCCUUUGUAUCAGGAUAAGAAUAUAAUUUCUCUCGUCUACAACGAUCAACCUCCUGCAGGAGAAAAUCAACCGGACAUAUUGCAAUCUGUUGCUGAUAUGUACUCGAAAAGUAAAAGAGGGCAAAUGAAACAAGCAGGAAUAAAAAAAUAUAAGAAGUUCAAACUCGGCGACAAGUACUACGAUGACUACGAUUUAGCUGAAAUGUGCAAGAUGCACUCCAAGUUUAUGAAGACGAGGGUAGAGAGUGGUCACACCAAAGGCGUAAUUUUGGGCGACAAGUUCACUUCACUCUGGCUCGUCCAUUCUGUGCCCAGGUUUCCGCCACUCCCUGACUUGAUUAAUGGUUUAAACGUUUCUGGUUACGACUACCCGUCUACUGGUAUGAAGUAUGGACAGUCUUUCCUCUGCGUGUCUGUGCAAACUUCAACGUUAAACCAGAUAGCCACACAGUUAAAGUACAACGAACCUUUGAUAGUGCAUCAACAUAUACCACAGGAGUUCGAAAGUGAACUGCCAAAUUUGAUUGAUGUGAUCCGCAACAAGACGAUCGAUGCUUCGCCUUGGUAUCACAUAGAAAGUUUCGAGACUUUAGUAGGCCGCAAAUUCCUGUCAUUUGCAAAAAGUGCAAUGUUCAAUGAUGACUUGUAUAGCGGUUUAGUCGCAGAAGUGUUGCAGUCAGAUCUUUUGGUGGAGUCGUGGACUAAUGGGCCAGGGACCUUGGAUUCGGAGUGCAGUAGAAACUUCCAAGUACGUAACAUCGAGCGAUUAAAGUUUCCAAUCGCGAAGAUGUCCUUCACGUCACACAACGAUCACUCCAAAUGGGCGGUAGCAGUAGCUCACAAGAUGCACAACAGCCAGGACACUAAGGUAGCUGACUACUGGGUGUGUGUCGGUGAUAUUAACAGAGCGUUACCGCAAGAAUCACGCGGCGGUGGCACGGUGUGCACUUCGGGCCCAAUUCUCUGGGGUAACUUUGCACAUCUCAUCGAAUCCGUGCAGACGUGUAAUUAA
Molecule: messenger RNA, 1275 nt
Organism: Arctia plantaginis
Lineage: Eukaryota; Metazoa; Arthropoda; Insecta; Lepidoptera; Erebidae
Source: the annotation of a GenBank genome assembly